AUGAAUUUAGUGUUCUCCAGAUUUUUGGCAUACCUUCACGUCGGGCUCCAGGUCGCUCUCCAAAUGUUUAUUUACCCUUGCCAUCUGCAUCCCCAGCCUUGCCACAUCCUGGCACGCAUUGGGCACACAGUGCGCUUGGGUGCGCUCCUGCCGACCCGUCAACAGUCCAGGAUACAGGGCGCCCUCAACCGCGCCUUGGUCCAGCUCCGGCAAAGUGGCAACAACUUCUUGCCGUACAACCUGAGCUUGGAAGUAUUGUCCCGAGAACCGCUAAAUGGAGACCCGGAGUCCAUGUUCAGGUGCGUGUGCCAGGAUAUCGUUGUUCAAGGAGUCUCCGCUGUGCUCGCCUUCCCACAGAACCACGAGGAGCUCAUACAAGUGGAGUUUAUGUCUUCGUUUUUGGAAAUACCUUUCAUCAGCAUAAUUGAACAGGGCGAACCUCUUAAAACACAGAACCGGUUCCAUUUGCAGAUGAUGACACGUACGCCCCCCUCAGGAUUAGCAGAGCUGCUGUUAUCAGUGUUGCUGAAAGGGGGCUGGCAGGGUGGGGCAGCCACUCUUUGUCCGGGAGGUGGGAACACCGGAAUGCUGGAAGAACUAGAACAGAGGGGUCAUCUGGGACUGAAUGGAGCACACUGGCACCUUUGGGAGACCCUCAACUUGUCCAGACUAGAAACUGAAUCCACAGAGAAAGGAGAUGAGAAAAUGAGGGAGCAGAAGAUGAUGGAGCUUCUCUCUCAGCUCUUCAGUAGGACUCCUUCUGCUCCAGCAUCUUCCAUGGUGCUUUUCGGAUCUGACCCAGAAUGUAUGGCCACUGUGCUGCAUAGCGCCAACCAGUUGAGCUUUGCGUUGCCCCUGAUGCACUGGAUAAUUGGAUACCCACUUAGUCUGGAUUCUCUACACUCCAUCGGCUCCCCCCAGGGCCUUUUGGCUUAUGGGGAGGUGAAUCGCAAGCCCCUAAACUUCUACAUAAGGGAUACCCUGCAGCUUAUUGGCAGGGCAGUGUAUGCUGCUACAAUGGUGAGACCGGACCUGGCACUAAUCCAGAAUAUGGUCAACUGCUUUGACAAGCCCAAUAAACAUGAGCUGCCCUCCUCUGGACAGUACCUUGCCCGGUUUUUGACAAACACUUCAUUCACGGGGUUGACAGGCCUAGUGCAAGUACAGCAUUCCCUCUCCAGGGUGCUUACCUCACAACGUUUCCACAUCUGGAGUCUACAGCGGGACCCUCUAGGCCAGCCUAGUUGGGUGACCGUGGCGAGUUGGCAGUCGGGCCAGUUGGAAGUGGAGGAACAGGGCCUGUGGCCAGGCAUGACCAAGCGCCACUUGGAGAAAGGCCCAGGGAUCAGGCUAGGUGGCCGCUGGCAAGCAGGACUCCCAGUUGCAGGCAGCAGAUUGCGGGUGGUGACCUUGGUCGAGCACCCGUUUGUUUUCACACGAGAGGUGGAUGAUGAGGGCCACUGUCCAGCAGGCCAGCUGUGCCUUGACCCUCAAACCAACAGCUCUGAAGUCCUCAACCAGCUGUUCAGAGAGCUGGAGCAAACCAACAGCAGCUCACUGCCAACUGACAUCCGUAAAUGCUGCUAUGGAUACUGCAUCGACCUGCUGGAGAAGUUAGCAGAGGACAUGAACUUUGAGUUUGAUCUUUAUAUCGUGGGUGAUGGGAAGUACGGGGCAUGGAAAGGCGGAAGAUGGACUGGGCUGGUGGGUGACCUUCUCAAUGGUAUGGCUGAUAUGGCCGUCACCAGUUUUAGCAUCAACUCAGCUCGUAGUAGAAUGAUAGACUUCACAAGCCCUUUCUUCUCAACUAGUCUGGGGAUCCUGGUGCGCAGCAAGGACACAGCUGCACCUAUUGGCGCCUUCAUGUGGCCCCUUCACUGGUCCAUGUGGGUGGGCAUCUUUGUGGCACUUCAUAUUACAGCGCUUUUCAUCACCCUGUAUGAGUGGAACAGUCCAUUUGGCAUGACACCACAUGGACGUAACCGCAUCAGGGUCUUCUCUUACUCGUCAGCCCUGAAUCUCUGCUACGCAAUUCUGUUUGGCCGUACUGUCGCCAGUAAAAUUCCAAAGUGUUGGACAGGCCGGUUCCUCAUGAACCUUUGGGCCAUUUUUUGCCUCUUGGUUUUGUCCAGUUACACAGCCAACCUAGCAGCUGUCAUGGUGGGGGAGAAGACCUUUGAGGAGGUCUCAGGGAUUCACGAUAUCAAGCUCCAUCACCCAUCUCUGGGGUUUCGAUUCGGCACAGUUCGAGAGAGCAGUGCUGAAGACUAUGUAAAGAAGAGCUUCCCUGAGAUGCACGAAUACAUGAAGCGCUUCAACAAGCCCACAACUCCAGAUGGAGUUUCUACACUCAAGACAGAUCCCCCUCAACUAGAUGCUUUCAUCAUGGACAAGGCUCUGCUGGACUAUGAGGUGUCCAUAGAUGCAGAUUGCAAACUCCUGACUAUAGGAAAACCAUUUGCUAUUGAAGGUUAUGGGAUAGGGCUACCCCAGAACUCUCCUCUUACCCGAAACAUUUCUGAAUAUGUCAGCCGCUACAAGUCUGACGGCUACAUGGACAUGCUCCACGACAAGUGGUAUAAAGUGGUUCCCUGUGGAAAGAGGGUCUUUGCUGUGACAGAGACGCUGCAGAUGGGUAUCCAGCAUUUCUCAGGACUGUUCGUGCUGUUGUGUGUGGGGGUGGCAGGUGCUUUACUCACUUUGCUGGGGGAGCAUGCUUUCUUCAGAUUCAUCCUGCCUCACCUCCGCCACCAGCAGAGAUUCAAAUACUGGCUCCACACCAGUCAGAAAAUCCACCGUGCAGUAAAUAUGGGUUGCGAGGAUGAGAGGAAAUCAGAGGCUGAGAACACAGACAGAUGUCCCACCUUGUGCCUGUCAGAAAACUGCAACCUCCAUCGCCUGCCAGCACCCACCUCUUCUCCUCAACCCUCCACCUUCUCGACUUCCCCUUCCACCUCUACAACCAAGUGGAACAAUCAGACUGCUAAGGCCGUUCGAGAGGCCAAGGAGCAUAACAAGCGUGUCCACUUCAACCUAGAGACACUCAGCAGCUAUCAACUGCAAGCUCCGCCCCCUGGACCAGACAGAGGCAGGAGGGGGCUAGUGGGCAGUCCGCCAACCCAGUUGUGCUCAAACGGCGGUCCUAUUCUCAGUCUCAGUUUGGUGCUCUCACCCCCAGCCAGCUCUGGACACUCAACACCAUGGGAAGAAGAGCUCCAGGAGCUGCAAGGGAGGAUUGAGGAGUUUCGUGGCCAGCUCAGGGCUGCCCUAGCCAGGAGAGCUGAGCUCCAGCGUAGCCUGGUCAGACAAAGGCUCAGCCAUACCCAAACAACCUCUUCUUCAAAUAAUGCUGAGCGGUCAGACUCUUCCACCACCAAUACCCUGACCAAAGACAUCAACAUGCAAAGUUGAUGUAAGUGGUAGGACAUUCAGGGUAACAGUGGAUAUGGGGGAUAAGGGACAGUCUCUCAUUUGAGAAGCCAUGUAGCCCUUUAUUCUGCUUUUGUCCUUUCACAUUGACAGCUGGGGAGUAAGGUGGGUAUCAACUUGUAGUGCUGCAGUCUGGCUGACUUCCAGCUCAAGAGAGAAAGCAUUUAUCUGUGUGUGUGUGUGUGUGUGUGUGUGUGUGUGUGUGUGUGUGUGUGUGUGUGUGUGUGUGUGUGUGUGUGUGUAUGCGUGUGUGUGUGUUUUAAGUCAGAGAGUGAGCACUAGACCUAGAACAGACACAUAAAGGGAUAGAUCACCACAAAAUGACAUUUCUGUCACCAUUCACUCACCCACAUGUUGUUCCAAACCCGUAUGACUUUCUUUAUUAUGUUGAACACAAAAGACGUUAGGCAGUGACAGCCAGUGUUGGGUAAGUUACUUCAAAAGAGUAUUUCACUUCAAAUGACUAAUUAUUUCCUCCUAAAUUAUAAUCAGAUUUCUUUACAAAUGACUUAAUUGAAAAUAAUCACAUUACUAAUUACAUUACAUUUAAGUUACUUUCUUAAAAAAAUGUUCUGCUCCAAAGUAAUGAUCCUUUUAAAUUUUUACACACCUCACAUUUCUAUGUCACAAUGACUCAUUACGGGGCUAUAAUUUAUCUAUUCUACAUAAAUAAUAUAUAAGAAAUAAGUGUAAACCAAUAAUGUACUGUAAUAACUCUAUAGUUAGCUAUUGUAAUCUGAUUACAAGAAUUUAAAAUGUACUUCAUUACACUACAUUCUGACUUUAAAAGUAAUUAGAUUACAGUAACUAUUUAAUUUGUAGAUUACACCCAACAGCCUCAGUACAUUAAUUGUAUGGAAAACAAGAUGCAGGUGAAAGUCUGGUGACAGGCUGAUGAUGACAGAGUUUUAUUUUGGGUGAACUGUCCCUUUAAUACACCACUCUCUGCUGGCUAAGAUGAAUAUCUGCAUCUACAGAUGUCCAGCAUUAAAAUAGCUUCAUUUUGUAAAUAAUUUAAUGGGAUAAGCAACAAUGGACCAAACUUACAAAUUUGUGUACAUUACUACUUCUCUUGCUGUGUAUACUUUUACCACACUUAUACUGUUUGAAUAAAUAUGAUGUUUGCUUGUGUGUUUAAAUGGUGAUAAAGUAUGAUUCUGUUGGAGAUGUUUGACUCUCUGAUGUCACUGACCAUCUAUAUUCCACUGUAUAAUCUAAAUGUUAUAAAGUUUGAAUGAGUUAUUAAUACAUUUACUAUCAUUAAUAAAUACAUUUUGGAAUAAAUAUUUAUUAGCGAAUUUAUUUCAUGUACCCCUCUAGGGCAUAGUGUCCACUACAAUGAACAGAUAUUUAAAAGCCAUUAGUAAAAAUCAGUAAUACAAACCACAAUAACAUUUAACCCUUAUAAAUAAUUCUAUAUAACUGUCAUCUUUAUAUUUCAUGUAUGUUUUAUUUAUGAUAUCUGGUUUAUGUAUUAUUGUCUUUUAUUGCAGUGGACAGAUGUAAACUAAAAAUACACAUAUUAAAAAAGGAUUCGGAUGAUUAUAUUUGUUUGUCAUUUUAAUUUGUAAGUAAUAAGAAGUAUAAGGGAACUUUUUUUCUCUUUGUAAUUUAAUAAUUCAUGCAUC
This is a messenger RNA of Xyrauchen texanus (razorback sucker), 5057 nucleotides long. Its product is annotated as glutamate receptor ionotropic, NMDA 3B-like. The record is from RefSeq and is a predicted model, not a curated record. Lineage: Eukaryota; Metazoa; Chordata; Actinopteri; Cypriniformes; Catostomidae. Gene Ontology annotation, biological process: monoatomic ion transport; synaptic transmission, glutamatergic; modulation of chemical synaptic transmission. Gene Ontology annotation, molecular function: transmitter-gated monoatomic ion channel activity involved in regulation of postsynaptic membrane potential; NMDA glutamate receptor activity. The transcript is spliced from 9 exons. The coding region runs from base 1 to 3411 and encodes 1136 amino acids. Gene Ontology annotation, cellular component: plasma membrane; postsynaptic membrane.